GGUACGAUCGAGCCGCCUGGGUAAUCCCUCGUGCACCGAUUCCAUUGCGUCGCAUACUCUUUCAGCGCGUAGUACAUCUUUCCAUUCGCGACCCACCUCGAUCACUGGACCAGUCAUGGGGGUGAUGAAGACCGCGUCGGAGAGCAUCCUCGAGGAGACCGUAGUCCCCAGCGAGGAGGCCAAUUACUCCGUGGCCGGUCACGCUGAAGAAUGGACGGAAACAUUCCCGUAUCAGAUGCUGGUAGGAACAGGAAUAGUGUUAAUGGCUUUAUUCCUGCUGGCCGCGGUGAGCUUCCAGUGCUCGUUUACCUGGAGAUGGUUAAUGAGGGUUAGGCGGCACAUGAACGAGGAAGACAACGAGAGCGAUUUAUCACAGCAGAACGCUAUACGUAUCAGCCAUUCGCUGCCGGAUCUUCAAUCAGAACCGAUUACUCACGAGUACGUCCAGGAGCAGAAGGAUAACAAAAAGGUGCUGCGACAGACAACUUUGCCCAUCGUGCCGAUGAGACAUCAGAGCUUCCAAAGGCAGCUCUCCCAUCGGCUCGAUCUGCCGAACAUCAAGUUCAGCAUCUGCAGCCUGGAGAAUCGCAGCGAUUCGAGCCUCGGGUUAAUUAAGCCGGAACUUUACAAGAAGGAGCUGGUGAGGCAGGAGAGCACCGAGAGUUCCAGCACCACGGAAAUGGAGUACGCGGGGAAGCUGCAUUUCGCUCUACGCUACGACAAAGAGAUCGAGGGUCUGGUCGUUAAAGUGUUGGAAGCUCGAGAAUUGCCGGUGAAAGAUGUGACAGGCAGCAGCGACCCCUAUAUAAAGAUAUACCUGUUGCCGGACAGGAAGAAGAAGUAUCAAACGAAAGUGCACCGGAAGAACUUGAACCCUGUGUUCAACGAGACAUUUAUCUUCAACGUAUCCUACGAAGAACUGAAGGAACGGUACCUCCAAUUCUCGGUUUACGACUUCGAUCGAUUCUCUCGGCACGACCUGAUCGGACAGGUUGUUGUCAAAGGAUUGCUAGAGUGCACCGACCUUGAGCAAGAAAUCGCCUACACGAUGAACAUUCUAUGCGCUUUGCAGGAAAGGAUGGACCUGGGAGAAUUGAUGCUGUCGCUUUGCUACCUCCCAACAGCUGGCCGACUAACAGUGACCGUAAUUAAGGCUAGGAAUCUGAAAGCCAUGGAUAUAACAGGAUUAUCCGAUCCGUACGUGAAGGUGUACCUGCUCUGCCAAGGCAAAAGGAUCAAGAAGAAAAAGACCACGGUGAAGAAGAACACGUUGUGCCCGGUUUAUAACGAAGUCCUAGUGUUCGACGUGCCGGCAGCCAACAUCGAGGACGUCAGCCUCAUAGUAAAAGUCAUUGAUUACGACAGGAUUGGAUCGAACGAAUUGAUGGGUUGCACGGCGAUCGGCUCCAGUUUCAUCGGCGUUGGUCGUGACCAUUGGUUGGAGAUGCUGGAUAAUCCAAGAAAACCGGUGGCGCAAUGGUACCCCCUUCUAGAAACAGUCGCUGGUCAUAUACCAUCUGUGAAUUCGGAGCCACUUCCGAUGAGCCUGAGUUGCUUAAAUAAGAGAUGA
Molecule: messenger RNA, 1570 nt
Organism: Colletes gigas
Lineage: Eukaryota; Metazoa; Arthropoda; Insecta; Hymenoptera; Colletidae
Product: synaptotagmin-10-like
Exons: 10
Coding region: 116-1570 (484 amino acids)
Biological process (GO): cellular response to calcium ion; regulation of dopamine secretion; regulation of calcium ion-dependent exocytosis
Cellular component (GO): membrane
Molecular function (GO): phosphatidylserine binding; SNARE binding; clathrin binding
Source: RefSeq, a predicted model, not a curated record